AUGGCGAUAAACAUCGACGAAAUGUCGCAGAACGACGGGUACCUCCCGCUGGUAAACAAGACGUUUGUGCGACAAGAAGGUGUUCCAUACGUCCCUUUGGCCUCGAUAGUCGUGGUGCUGUUUGUCAGUAUUUUCGGCAACAGCUUCGUUAUCGCCGCUUUCUUCAGGGAUUCUCGUCUCAAGGUGAUAUUUAACUUGUUUGUUGUGCAUCUAGCCGCAGCGGAUAUUAUUUUAAGUGUCAUUGUUAUGCUGGUUGUCCUGGGUGAGCUGGCCCAGGUUUCACUGUUGGGGACAUGGACAGUUUUUUGUCAG
Candidula unifasciata is the source of this 312-nucleotide messenger RNA. The record is from the annotation of a GenBank genome assembly. Lineage: Eukaryota; Metazoa; Mollusca; Gastropoda; Stylommatophora; Geomitridae.